Messenger RNA from Cydia pomonella (codling moth), 3463 nucleotides. Its product is annotated as homeobox protein notochord-like. The coding region runs from base 903 to 1553 and encodes 216 amino acids. The transcript is spliced from 4 exons. NCBI's taxonomy places the organism in Eukaryota, Metazoa, Arthropoda, Insecta, Lepidoptera, Tortricidae. Gene Ontology annotation, biological process: neuron differentiation; regulation of DNA-templated transcription; central nervous system development. Gene Ontology annotation, molecular function: DNA binding; DNA-binding transcription factor activity, RNA polymerase II-specific. The record is from RefSeq and is a predicted model, not a curated record.
UCAACUUUUAAUGCAUAGAGCGGCAGAAAUUUUACAGGUGUCGGUGAAAUAUCAAAAAUACUCCAAUUUUUUUCUUAAAUAAUUGGUGCCGUAAAGAGAACUGUCUGAUUUUGGCGGAAUGCCGAUGCCGUCACCCUGCAGCGCCAAGAUUUUGGUAUUUUUGCUCUCGGAAAGCAACAUUAAUUUGGUGAAGUGAAACUGUUGAAGAAAACCGUACAAUAAAGGAUGACUCACGUUAGAACGGGCCGGGUCCGGGCCGAAGCUUCUAGUUCUUCGUUUUUUAUGGAAAGCAUCACGUGAUCACCGUUCAUCUGUCAUAGAAAAAUAAGCGCUGGAAGCUCCGGCCCAAACCCGGCCCGUUCUAACGUGAGUCAUCCUUAAUGAUAUGAUGUUUUGUAAAGUUGGUUUGAUUUCGUUCUUACUAGACACUACGCUCCUACCUAGUCCUAUUAUCAAAUACUAGGCGAAUAAUUAGUGUAUCACAGCUAAGUUGUAAUUAAAUUAGCUAACCUCAUUAGAAUGCAGCAAUAUUACAAUGAUCAUCUCACGCCGAAUGCCUCCCUGCCUCAAUCAAAGGCUUUCGGGACCGCAAAUCACUGCGGGACCACUCCCUCCUAAAUCUGGCCCCGCCCCUCCGCGCACGCGCCGCCCCGACCAAUGAGAGAGCCCAAACUCCCCCCACCCCCCCCCCAAAUCAUGCUCCCUCAAUUGACCGCUCUAUGCGAUGUCAUUUUUUUUUCCCGCCAAACCGAUCGUUUGAGCGCCCCGCCUUCCAAUUUUAAAAUGCGCUUUUAAUCAUAAACCGCAAUCGCGUCGCAGCGGCCAGUCGUAACCGUUAAUAGAGUCGAGUUCAUUAAAAAAAAAUGUAAGCGUUCUAAAUUUGAAAUGUGAAUUUGUGGAAAAUGGAGCGUCCAUCAGUGUAUCCAGCGAAUUUAACGGAUUUGUUAGCUGUGUCGUAUCAAGAUGGUUUCGAUCGGUCAUCGCCUGUGUCGACAGAAGAAGACAGCCAGUUCGGGGUGGAUUUGACAGGGAAGACUAGUUUGGCGGGCAAGUCGUUUACCAUCGCUGCCAUUUUGGGACUGUCGGGGGCAGAGCAGGAUGCGAUGAAUUUGAGUGUGGAGCGGCUGAGGAGCCCACAGCUGGGCUACUGGGCUGGGCAGGAGAUCCAGAGGCUCAAUGAGGGGCUCUGUAGGAGCAUGGCGCCGUCGGGGCUCCGGCAAGACAGCCCCCGGCCGGAGACGAGGCCGCCGCAGCUGAAGCCCCCGCGCAGCCACGCACUCUCCUGUACUAGCAGUUCCGGGCGAAGCAAACGCAUCAGAACGAUCUUCACUCCGGAGCAGCUGGAACGGCUGGAGGCAGAGUUCGAACGGCAGCAAUAUAUGGUCGGCCCCGAGCGGCUGUACCUCGCACAUGCGCUCCAGCUCACAGAAGCACAGGUGAAGGUGUGGUUCCAAAACAGACGCAUCAAGUGGCGCAAGCACCACCUUGAGGUGACGCAGCAGCGGCUAGCUGUGCUGCAGAGACACAGACCUGACGGAGACGAGGACCUGUAAUUCCAGCAUUACCAGGGUUAAUAACUAGGACAGAUAGUGACACAAGCACCGCCUGGACGUGACUCAACAUCGGCUAGACUUGCCGCAGAGACACAGAUGAAGGAGAUGAAGACUUGUAAUUUAUCGCCACGCAACGGACUAACAGCCAAGUAUUGACAUACGCAUCACCUAGACAUCAUGGAGUAAUGGCUAAAUGUUUUGCAUCAACACAGAGCUGACAGAAACGAAGACCAUACAGGUCUUAGAGUUACUUGAGUCACUAGAUUUAUAUGCUGUAUGAACAGAAGGAUGGUUUAAGAGGACCUGUAAUCCAAUGAAAAGUAGCCGGCAUCUUGUGGCCUGACUGAAACGAGGACCUGUACGACGAAAGCACCAAAAAGAGCUGACAUAGCAACGGAUGACCCUGCUUGUGACUAUAAUCAGACUAAGAAAAGUAAUGCUCCUAAUGGCUGGCGGAGAAUUACAACGAAACGAGUGGUUAUUUAUUAGUCCUUUAGGACCAACGUGGAAAAAUUAUGUGUACAUUGUGUUGGUGCGAAAAUUGACUGUAUAACAUGUGAGAACAUUAAAAGUGAUUUAAAAUUAUAAGUGGACUAGUGUAGUAAAUAUGGUAAGGUGGGAAAUCUAGGUGUUUAGAACGUAAGAACUUUAAAAAGUGUUACUUUCGACACAUGGGAACAUUAUUUGCGUUAAUAAUUUGAAUGUAACCUAAGAUUUAAGCAUAGUUUACAUUUGGCUUGCUACACUAUAAAUUUGUUUUUUCAUAUACCUACACAACAUUAUCUUUUAUCAGUUGUAUCAAACACCCAGUUUGCUUAUUGGGCCAAUGUAGGCGAAUCUAAAAGCAUGUCCAGACCAGGGGGCCUACCGCGAAAACCGAAAUUCGCCAAUUGCGGGGAUUUUUCUCUUUUACGCACACUAAGACUUAAUUAGAGUGAGAGAGAAAAAUGCCCACCAUUGACGAACUUCGAUUUUCACGGUUAUAGCCCAGACAAUGCCAGCCCGGGACAAUGAAAUCGCCAAUUUGAUCAGAAAUUAAAUUGACAAUUUGAUUGUCAAUCUCAUCUAGCGUCCACACAUACACUAUUUCGUAGAGUCAGAUAAGUUGGCAGCGAUUUGGAUAGCCCAGACGGUGCAAGUGUCAAGUAAACGUCAUAAUUUUAUAGAAGCUUUACGUUUAAAAUAACCCGAGCACCGCCUGGGCUAUCCAAAUCGCAGCCAACUUAUCUUGGUUUGCCUCCAGUGGAAUCGGCGAGCCAAUGUCCAAUAUUUUUAUUGUGCUAAAAAUUGCUUAGUUAGCUUAGAUGGCCGAGGAGGCAACGGAAUUUAUACCAUUCUCCUUAUUCGGUCAAAUUUUCAUAGAAAUUUGACAUUAAUUAUGACAUUACACACUUUGUCAUUGCAGAGUAAGCGUGGUCCGACUCUAGGUCCUCUGAAGUCUACCACUUUAAAAUCCUUUUCGAGUGUUGCAAGCCUCAUAUCUUAUUUAAUACAUAGUUAUAUGUAUUGGUAGUGUAAACUAGCGAAAAAUACAAUCAAAUUAUCACCAUUUACCAAGUUAUUGAGAAAUCUGUAGUCUUUUUUUCGUUUCGUCGUUCGCAUGUUAAGUCAUCAUUUAUCGGGUUCCUAACAUUUAUCCCGGCAUUUUUGACACAACUUACUUUUGGUAACUGUGGUUACCAGCUGUCACCCUUAUUUAAUUAUAAUAGGGAGCCUGCAUGAACUGUAGGAGGCAGCACAGGAGCCGUCAGAUUUUUGGCGCGAGGCGUAAAUGUGAUGUUUAUUGUUCCAAUGUAGCCCACAAGAUGGCAGAACUUACUAUGCACAAGAAAACACGUGAUGUGUAAAUUUACAUGUUUAUUGUUCCGAUUCAGCCCAAAAGAUGGCAGACCCUCCAACGCGCACGGUCC